GCAAUUUAGCCUAUCCACAAGUUUAAAGAUCGCAGAACAGGGCACAGUGCAUCUUAGUUGUGACUCUGAACAGCCAUUGAGAGAAGAACAGCGAAGCCACGCACCGGUAGAUCUGAAACUAUUUCCCGCGAGAAAAAAAUCGUCUAGCUAAACUACAAUGAAGGACUACAAAUCGAUCCUGGUAAUUUUAGCUAACUUUGCCCUUUCACUCAGUACGACAUAACUUGGCUUUUAGUCACAUUUCCAGAUACAUCCGUCGUUGUUAGCCAUGUAUCUUUCAGUUAUUUAGCUACUCACUUAGCUAACUCGUUAGCUGUGCAGUUAUUAGCGACCUGUCUACUAUAAUGUACCCCGAGGGCUCAUUAACGCCCACACAAGCUAGCACCAUGGACAGAGAGUGUGUGUCACUACUGCCCCGCGUGUGUGAAGUGCUGGCGGACUCCGGGUGGUCUCUGCCCGAUGACACCAGCCUGGAGAAACUGUUGGACUGGUUCACAGGACUAACAAAAGCUGGGGGAUCUCUGCUCGAGGCCUGCCCCUGUCUGCUUGAAUUCAUAUCCGCUGUGGUUUACAACACGGCUUCAGACCCCGCCGUCCUCUCCUUCGCCAUCAAACUCACCGGCUUAAUGGCUGCCACCGAGGACGGCUUCAAAAUGUUUCAGGAACGCUCUGUUCUGGACCUGGUCUUCAACCUUCAGCGCUGGCAAGAAGCAGGGCUCUGGGAGGAUCCCUGUUUAAGGAUUGGCUGGAUCCAGGGCUUAAACAACUUGUUGCAGCACCCAAAGGCUCUGAGUUUUUUUGUAAAUUCAGGUUUCACUGAGCCACUCCUACAACUCCAGAUGGACUCAAGUCUAUUUGUUGCCUCUGCAGCCAAUCAGAUGCUGGCCCACAUCCUGCACUUCUUUCAGUCAGACUCAUCUGCAACACGUAACGGCGUAGAUGACAAAGAUAACGGGAGAAAGCAAACCCUUAUCCAUGCUGAUGUUGUCCUGGCGAUCUCAGAGUACCUCAAACAGUCCCUGGUUCCCAAAGAAAGCACACAGCUCCAUCAGAGUGUUCAGAUCCUCAAACUCUUGGCCCUGCUCCUGGCCCAGGCUGGGCCUCCUCUUCGGGACCAGCUGCUCCUGACAGUCGCGGACUCUCUAGAGGAACUGGUGACAGCAGGCUGCAGUCAGCUCACACUCCCUCUGAUGGACGUCAUUCUGGCUGCUUACAGCUCCGGCACCGAUGGACACGUCCCCGACCGACGCGUCACCCAUCUGCUGUCCUCCAUGUUGAACACCAGGAAACCCUCUGACCUCGUUCGUGCUGCAGCUGCUUUUCUUCGCGGACCUCAUCAUGAUGCUGUCCACUCUGCCCGGGCUGUGAGAGUACUGCUGCUACCCCUCCACAUAAUAUCUGGUCAGACUCUUCUGGGCACAGACGCCACAGCAGGCGAGUAUCGAUCGUCACUGUUGGAGCAGCUGAAGAGUAAAACCUCCUGCAUCUCUAUAAUCUGUGUCUGUCUGACAAACACUCCGCAGAUCACACUCAUGCCCUCAGAUGUCCUCCCCUGUCCUCCACAUUUGAUUGUCACCGCAGUUCUGUCACUCUUAAAGACCUGCAGUGGCAUCCCCUCGUCCGCUGGUUGUGGUGAGGUUUGCAGGAAUGUGAUUGGCUGUGGCAAAGUCCAGAAAUGUGCUCUAGAGGCCCUGACAGCUCUCAGCAGCAGCCCAGGAGCGAAGGAGAAGAUCAGUGAUGUGUUCGAUGUUCUCAUACAAUAUCUGGACAAUCCUGAUUCUGACCCUACCGUACUUCACAAGUCCUACCAGGCCUUAGUAAAAUGGACGAGUGUGUGCACAGACUUCUCCUUUAUAACAGAGCAGCUUAGACGAGAUCUCUCUGGGGUGGUGAAGAAGCGUGUGUGUGACAUGCGCUGGGAGGUGAGAGACUCAACCGUGGAGUUUCUGGGACACUUGGCAGACACUCAUGUCCUCUGGAGAUCAGUCAAGGAGGCGUGUGAUGCACUGGAGGCUCUGCUGGGAGACUGCUGUACCACUCCUCUCCUGAGGGAGGCACUGCAGGACACGGAGAGUUACGUGAGAGCCAGCGCCAUCUCUGCACUGGCUAAGACUCUGGGCCGCAGCUGGCAGCAGGCGGCAGCGCUCACUCAGGAGGAGACUGAAAUAGUGAGUCGGCUGCUGGAAAUUCUUUCCCAGGACACCGAGGGAUUCUCCAGGAGGGCUGUCGUGCGGUACUUCAUCGCCUGGUUCUCUUCAUGCCCGUCGCCCUCGUCACCCUCUUCUCUCCUGAUACAGUGUGUGCGCACCGUCCUCUCGCAAGGGAGUGCAGACCUGGACUGGGAGGUCAAAGUUCACACGCUGGAGCUGGCCGAGCUGCUGCUGGACGAAGCCUUUUCUGGUCACCGGGGUUACAGGAAGAGCUCAGACGCACAUCGUGCUCUGCCGCACCCCUACGGUGUCGUCUCCGACCAGACGCACACACCUCACGCCCACACUGGUGCUCACACGGAGGGCGCGGAGGCAGAUUUGGCCGGAGCGCUGAGCGAUCUGGUCGAGCAGGGAGUCGUUUCAGCACUGCUGUGCGGUCUGGUUGACUGCGAUAGGCCCGUGGGUCUGAAGGCCUGUCGACUGCUGAUAGCACUCAGGGAGACGGUGUGUCCUUUGUCACGAGGACCACCGGACGCUGACAGGGUGUCCUGUGAACUGCCAGGAUGGGGCUGGGGGCAGGAGAUCAGAAGGAUACUGGGGGCGAAGAAGGGUGAUGGGGACAGAGAGGUGGACCGCGUCACUGGAUGGGACAGCUCUGAAGAGGAGGCUGCGGGCGAAGCGGACGACUGCGUGAUCGUCAGCGUGUGUGAGGUGCUGAGGUCUCUGGCUUUGGACGAGAGGCUGGACGUCCUGACUCAAAGCAGCGACCACGUCCACAACUCGCCCCUGUCCCUGCUUCAGGACAUGCUGACUGCGAGUGCCGCUCACAAUCAUCCAGACUCACAACCAGGGGAAGAGGUCAUAGUGGACUGCUACUGAGACACACACACACACAGCCUUACCCUUACAGAUUUCUGCUUGUAUUUCUACACUUGAGAAGGCACCUUUUUAAAUCAUCAUAUCCACACACCUGAGAUCACAUUUUGACAUUCUGAUUGUUGAUUUCAGAAAGUGAAAUCAACAACAGCUGAUUUAAAGAAAAACAAAACAAAACAAACCUUGCUUGCUGUUUCAUCAAACAGCAAGCAGAAAAGCAGUUUCUCCUGCGAUGAUGUCUGUCAUGUUGAUAUGAUGUUCUUGUCUUGUCCAGCAGAGGUCAGUCACAGCUCACCAAAACCUGAACCUGGACUCAAGUCUUUACAACCCAACCUGCCAAAUUAGACCAAAUCUUUUAUUGUUUUUUUUUCUUUUGUCCAUCCAUUCAACUCUUGCCUCUGUUGUGGAUCCGACUCGACAUGAAUGAUGUCCGUCACACGUUGAUUUUAAUUAACUUUUGUAAAUAAAUAUAAAGAGUAAAUUGGUA
This is a messenger RNA of Scatophagus argus, 3513 nucleotides long. It is a transcript of the gene brat1, whose product is annotated as BRCA1-associated ATM activator 1. The record is from RefSeq and is a predicted model, not a curated record. Gene Ontology annotation, biological process: cell population proliferation; DNA damage response; positive regulation of protein phosphorylation. The coding region runs from base 345 to 3029 and encodes 894 amino acids. Lineage: Eukaryota; Metazoa; Chordata; Actinopteri; Scatophagidae. The transcript is spliced from 12 exons. Gene Ontology annotation, cellular component: nucleus.